CGGCCCAGUCCUGGGGUCAGGGCUGGGAAGGAUUUCCUCAGGCUCCCUCCCCCAGUGCAGAGCCGCUGGGAACCUGUCGGACAAAUUUAGUUCGGGGAGGGGCCAAGGAGUGCCUGUCAGCGCAGAAAGUCGGGGCAGUAGAGGCAGCCCCUUGGCGGAGCACGCCCGGACCCGGGGAGCAGCCUGUCCUGCCUGGGGCGCCCCUUGGCCUACCGAGGGAAGGAGGUGGAGGUAGGACCCAGGACAAUGGCUGCUGCUCAUGAUUUGGAGAUGGAGAAUGUGAAUAGGAGUAGAGACAUAGAAGAAGAGCUGGAGGAAGAGAAAAAAAUGAGAGAUGAUGGGGAAGGUAAAGAUCCCUUCAAGAAUAAAAAGGUCCACAGGAUUGUCUCAAAAUGGAUGCUUCCGGAAAAUGUCCGAAGAACAUACAUGGAGAGAGCUAAUUGCCUCCCACCCCCUGUGUUCAUCAUCUCCAUCAGCAUUGCAGAGCUGGCGGUGUUUAUUUACUAUGCUGUGUGGAAGCCUCAGAAACAGUGGAUCACCUUGGACACGGGCAUCUUGGAGAGUCCAUUUACCUAUAAUCCGAUGAAGAGGGAGGAAGCCUGGAGGUUUAUCUCAUACAUGUUGGUACAUGCUGGAGUUCAGCACAUCUUGGGGAAUCUUAUUAUGCAGCUCGUUUUGGGUAUUCCCUUGGAAAUGGUCCACAAAGGCCUCCGAGUGGGGCUGGUGUACCUGGCAGGAGUGAUUGCAGGAUCUCUUGCCAGCUCCAUCUUUGAUCCACUCAAAUAUCUUGUGGGUGCUUCAGGAGGAGUCUAUGCUUUGAUGGGAGGCUAUUUUAUGAAUGUUGUAGUGAAUUUUCGAGAAAUGAUCCCAGCCUUUGGAAUUGUCAGACUACUGAUCAUCAUCCUUAUAAUUGUGUCUGACAUGGGAUUCGCUCUCUACAGACGGUUCUUUGUCCCUGCAAAUGGGUCACCGGUGUCUUUUACAGCUCACAUUGCAGGUGGAUUUGCUGGAAUGUCCAUUGGUUACACUGUGUUUAGCUGCUUUGAUAAGGCACUGCUGAAAGACCCACGGUUUUGGAUAGCAAUUGCAGGUUAUUUAGCUUGUGUUGUAUUUGCUGUGUUUUUCAAUAUUUUCCUAUCCCCAGCAAACUGACCUGCUCCUAAUAGAAAUCAGUUAUUAAAAAAGCCAUCUGGGAAAAAAAAAACACUGUGAAGAACUUUAUAAAGAAACAGAGUGGUCCCAGCUAAUGCUAACAAUUUUAAAAAGAAGACAAAACACCACUGAAGUCAUCAGUUUCAGACUGCUAACAAAAGGAUGCGGGGUUUAGGCAAGGUGCUUCUAAAAGCAUGGGGAGGGAAGAGGAAAAGAGAAAAGGGAAGGGCAAUAAAAAGCAAAGACUGGGUCUUCGCCAGACAUAUGGUGUGCAUGUAUGUACCCUCUAAAAGAGACUUGCUCUCCUUGGAGGCUACAUUGUAGAAAUUGCUUGAUAGCUGAUAAAAACUUUUCAUACCUGUGUCAGACUAUUGAUAAUCACUUUCGAUCACUGAGUAGAUAGAUCACUGAAGUGCUUUAUAUACACUAUUGCUAAUCUAUUUAACAACCCAGAAAGGUGGCUAUUACUCUGUAUCUUAGAGAGGACAUGAAUAUUCUUAAAAAUUCAAGUAACUUCUCUAAGAGGGGGCAAAACAUAAAGAUUGGUAAUCACUUUGAAAGCCCAUACUCUCCUCCCCUUCUGGUCUAACAAUACUUGUCUUUCAAUACUGAAAGAGUAUCAUGGAGUAUAGAAAUAAACAUUUCUGUGGGUGCACCAGGAAUACUUUAUAGGAGAUGAAAUACCUUAUAGGAGAAGACAGAAUUCUCUGGACUUCUAGUUUAAGAUUCUAAUAGCUUCUCUAGGAUCCCAAGGAACCUGCAACUGGCUUUCUAGUACACACUAUGUCCAGGAUAUAUGAGGUCAUAUGUCAUAUAUUGUUCUGUACCUUGCUUUAUAAUGUGAUGUAGAGAUCUUUCUCUGUUACUAAACAGAGAUAGAGAUCUUUAUUCUCUGAGUUGUUGAAUGAUAAAGAUGUACUGUAGUUUAUCUAACCAUUCCUCUAGUGGACAUUAAGUCGUUGCUGACUUUAUGUUACUACUAACAAUGCUAUGUGAAAGUUCAGUGUGUCUUUGAGUAUGUGUUGCUGAAUGAAUGAAUAUUUCAAGCAUCUAGAAACAGAAAUGUUAUGUUAAUUUUGAUAAGUUUAAACUGCCUUUUAAAAAAUUUGAUAUGCUUAUUAAUUUACUAUAACUUAAAUUAAAAAAUGCAUAGAAAGUAAACAUGUUUAAAACUCCUUUUAUAAACAACUACUGGUAUGUACGCUUUUUACUUUUGCAUUCAGUCUUUUGUAAAGAGCUUUCAGCAUUAUUUUUUGAACCAUUAAAGUAUUUUCCUUUAUCCCUGUCACUGUGAGUUAACAUCAGUGGACUUUAUACACAUUAAAACAAAUAGCUGUAUGCAUUUAUAUUCUUACAGUAUAUGACAGUAACAGUUUUCUCAUAACUUUGCCCAAACCAGGUAUCAUAAAUCUUUGAAAAACUGGCAUUUUGAUAGUUAAAAAAUACUUCAUUUUAAUUGUAUUUCUCUGACUACUAAUGAGGUUUAGUGUUUUUAAAGUUUAUUAAUAAUGUAUACUACACAUAUGUAAUUUAUGUAAUACAAACUAUACAAAUACGAAUGUAUAUGUGUGUAUAUGUACUAUAAAUUUCCCCUGAUGAAAUGUUUGUAUUUAAUCUGAAAAGUAGCUAUUAGUUGGCAGAUGAGGAAAUAUUCAUCUGCCAUGGCCAAUCUACCAGGUCACUAGCUCUGAGGAGACAUUUAAUGCCCUAAAGAAUAAUAUAAAUGUUAAUAAUAGAAAACUAGACAGAGCAACAGGAUUCAUCUAACUAUGAAAUCGGACGUGACUCAUUGAUUAUUAAGAUGAUGACUAAGAAGUUAUUGUCUAGUCAGAAAGAUUUUUUUGGUACUAGAAACACUGUUCACAUGACCAAAGACUGAUUAUCUUAUUGGGUUCCCCAGUAGGCAAAACUACCAUUAAAAAAAAGCACACAAACAUCUCCUGGUGUUUUAAAUUUGACAUCUGUUUAUGAAAGAGGAACCAUUUAUUUGGCUUACUUUGGGCCUCAUAACUUUAACCUUCUAAAUUGUGCUAUGAUUGGAAAUAUUGCAAGUAAUCUUCAUCUGUGCUGUCCAAUAAAGUAGCCACCAGGCACAGGUAGGUCUGUAAAUUUUAAUUAAAAUUAAGUAAAAACUCAGUUCCUCGUUAUACAAGCCACAUUGCGAGUGCUUAAUAGCUACUUGUGGCUGGCUAGCAGCUACCUUAUUGGACUGUGCAGACAGAGUCUAUUUCAACAUCAUUGCAAAAAGGUUUUUGGACAGCGCUGUUUCAGAAGCAAGAAAGAGCUGAAUGGGAAAUGGAUUUUAUCUGAUGGCUCACCCAUUCACUACAUGAAACUGAAUCAAAUCUGCUCUACACCUGCCUGCCAAGGGACAAACUCAGAAAACAAAGUUGAAGAUGGCCGUGGUAUAACUUCUUUUAAGCAUGAUUUGCUUCAGAUUUAUCUAAACUAAGAAAGGUUUGUGCUAAUCUCUAUGUUUUAGCUAAUUAAGAGUCAUUUAAAAUGUUUUUAUCUUUUGCUUUUGAAUUUUAUAGUACUGUAUCUGUGGACAGUACUAGUAGUCACAUCAUUUGCUAUGAAAGCUUUAGAACCUAAGAUCUGUAGUGAAAUAAUACUGCUGCUUCUUUCAGGAAAUACUAUGCCCUUUAAGGAAAAAAAAAUCUUUUAUUUCUUUUUGUGAUAGAAAAGUAAAAUGCUCAGAUACAUAAAAAUUAAGUCAAGUGUGACAAUACCCAGAGAUAAUCAGUUAACUUUUUUUUUCUUUUUUUUUUUUGGUGGAAUGAAAAGCAGGUUUAUUUAAAAUGCCAGCAUUCUGGGAGGAUGGUGGACUCCUGUCCAAAGGCCAUCCCCCCGUCAGUUAACAUUUUGAUGACUAUCCUUCUAGGCUUUUUUGUAUGCAUCUCUACAUAUAAGUGAAUUUACAAUAAUGGGGCCAUACUACUCUAUUUUAUAACCUGAAUGUCACUGAAACAAUAUAUCAAAUGUCUUUUUAUAUCAGCAUAUAUUUAUUAUUUCUACAGUUGGCAUAGUACCAUACUCUGGAUGUACUAUUACUUAUUAUGUACAAUAUAGUCAUGUAUUGAUAAUUGUGAUUACUAUCAUGAAUAAUAUGUGCUUACACUUUAAAGUGCUUUGGAUUGUUGGGUCUAAGAGUAUAUUAUUGCCAAC
This is a messenger RNA of Rhinolophus ferrumequinum (greater horseshoe bat), 4320 nucleotides long. It is a transcript of the gene RHBDL2, whose product is annotated as rhomboid like 2. Lineage: Eukaryota; Metazoa; Chordata; Mammalia; Chiroptera; Rhinolophidae. Bases 247 to 1152 code for a protein of 301 amino acids. Gene Ontology annotation, cellular component: membrane. The transcript has 8 exons. Gene Ontology annotation, molecular function: serine-type endopeptidase activity. The record is from RefSeq and is a predicted model, not a curated record.